Coffea arabica (coffee) is the source of this 2085-nucleotide messenger RNA. Its product is annotated as calcium uptake protein, mitochondrial-like. Gene Ontology annotation, molecular function: calcium ion binding. Gene Ontology annotation, cellular component: uniplex complex. The record is from RefSeq and is a predicted model, not a curated record. Gene Ontology annotation, biological process: calcium import into the mitochondrion; mitochondrial calcium ion homeostasis. Lineage: Eukaryota; Viridiplantae; Streptophyta; Magnoliopsida; Gentianales; Rubiaceae.
GGUUUGCAGCGAACCGAACUCAACAUUGAUUUGACUUCCACGAGUGCAUGCCCCCCUGCCCGCCGCGCCCAGCCAAUGUAUAACUAAAAUCGCUAAACCAACCAAUGCAAACUCCGCCAACUUUGGUGGUUGGGAAAUUUUUACUACCACUCGCUUUUGGCAGAUAAAAAAUGUCGGUUUGGUCUACUCUCCGGCGAUCAUCUCAACCCUUAAUCGACCAUCAUCGCCGAUGCAUAAUCCAAUCGCUCCCGAACCGCUACUUCUCCUCCUUACCGCCGCUAUUGCCGCCGGCGACAGCAUCCCAUUUGGGUCGUUGUACUACCAGUAGGCCAUUCCUGAGAUGGGUCGUCCCUGGAAUAAUCGCAAGCUCUACCAUUGCUCUCGCUCUCUAUUCUCGUACUACUAGUAGUCCUCCUGCAAAUUUCCCAUCUUUAUCAUUUGCUGAUGAUGGCUCUGUAAGUGUAAAUUCUCCAUCCUUAUCACUACCAACCCCACCUGAUGAUUGUGAUGCUGAUUAUGAUAAUGAUGAUGGUCGACCCAAUCAAUCCAAGUUUCUGUUUGGAGAUGCUUAUAGGAGGAAAGUGUUUUUUAAUUAUGAGAAGCGCAUACGGAUGCGAAGUCCUCCUGAGAAGGUAUUUGAGUACUUUGCUUCUCACUGUGCUGAUAAUGGAGAAAUAUUUAUGACUCCAGCAGACUUGAUGCGAGCAGUUGUUCCUGUUUUUCCUCCAUCUGAAUCAAACCUUGUACGAGAUGGAUAUCUCCAAGGAGAAAGGACUCCUGGUGAAUUGCGUUGUGCCCCUUCACAGUUCUUUAUGCUUUUUGAUACGGACAAUGAUGGUCUGAUAUCUUUUAAGGAGUAUAUAUUCUUUGUCACACUACUCAGCAUUCCGGAAUCCAGUUUUUCGGUGGCUUUUAAGAUGUUUGACCUUGACUGUAAUAGGGAAAUACACAGAGAGGAAUUCAAGAAAGUAAUGGCUUUAAUGCGAGCUCACAACAGGCAAGGGGCUUUACAUAGGGAUGGACUUCGAGCAGGGCAUAGUCUUGGGGGUUCAGUAGAAAACGGAGGCCUAGUGGCAUACUUCUUUGGUGAAGAUGGGAAGAGGUGCCUUCACCAUGAUAAAUUCGUACAAUUUCUGAGAGAUCUUCAUGAUGAAAUGCUGAAGUUGGAGUUUUCCCAUUAUGAUUACAAGUGCCGAGGGACCAUAUCCGCCAAAGACUUUGCCUUGUCAAUGGUAGCUGCUGCUGAUCUGAAGCAUUUAGGCAAGUUGCAUGAUCGUGUUGAUGACUUGGACAAAAUGCCACAUAUCAGCAAUGUCCGUAUUACACUUGAGGAAUUCAAGAGUUUUGCAGAGCUUCGUAAAAAGUUGCAGCCAUUCUCGCUUGCAAUUUUCAGUUUUGGAGAAGUGAAUGGUCUCUUGACAAAAGGGGAUUUCAGACGAGCUGCUUCUCAAGUAUGUGACGUCUCUCUCACUGACAAUGUGAUCGAAAUAAUUUUCCAUGUUUUUGAUGCAAAUCGAGACGGAAGUUUAAGCUCUGACGAGUUCAUAAGAGUAUUGCAGAAGCGGGAGAAAGACAUUGCUCAACCAACAGAAGCAGGGAUCUUCAACUUUUUAUCUUGUUGUUGGAACUGCAGAAGCAAAUACUCCAUAUCUCAUCUGCUUUCAUAAUCAACUUCCACUAGAUGUUCUAACGUUCAGUGCUGUGCAUACUGACUGGUUCAGACGACGUGAUAAGGCGACAAUGAUUAGCAUUUUGCCGAAUAUUUUGUAAAUCACGGGAUUAACCAUGCAUGGCACCCGUACCGUUUCUAACAUGAUGCUGUGUGUCAUGGCCAGGACUGGGAGUUUUAACUGAAGCAUGGAUGUGAGAUGGUUUAUGGGCUUAUUGUAGUACAUGAUUUGGAGUUUUCUUCGUCUUCGCCUUGAAGUCACAUGCUGUAUGAAGUUAUAUGCUGUAUAUAGUGGGAACUCAAAUGAUUUAUUGAGCUAGAUUCGUUUCUUUUAGAUGCAGUCAAUGUAUUCGCCUUGAAGGAUUGUUUAAUUUGAGCCGCAACAAUAAUAGUAAACGAGUGCUAUUACUUGUAUC